Cuscuta campestris is the source of this 1797-nucleotide messenger RNA. NCBI's taxonomy places the organism in Eukaryota, Viridiplantae, Streptophyta, Magnoliopsida, Solanales, Convolvulaceae. The record is from the annotation of a GenBank genome assembly.
AUAUCCACUCUCCGUAGUGUUUUCUCCCUUUUCCUCUUUCGUCCGCUCCUUGUGUGUUGCCGCCGGAGCUGUUCUCCUUCUACUAAGGUUUCCGAUUCAGUUGUCACCGUUCUUAUCCAUCAGGGCGCUUAUAAUUUGGGCGACAUUAUUUUUCUUAUCUACAUGCUCGAGUUAUGGCUUCAGAGUUUGAAACAAUCAAACAACAACAACAACAACCCAGUUAAAUCCCACAAGAGUAGGGUCUGGGGAGGGUGUGUGUACGCAGACCUUACCCCUACUCGAAAGUAGAGAGGCUGUUUCCAAAGAGACCCCCGGCUCGACGUCGAAAGUUGCAUUGCUUGACUAACUGCUACUUCAUUAAUUAAAGAAGCGCAAAUAGUUUAGAGAUCCAUUUUGAUUUAUUCCAUCACACCCAAAGCCAAAAAAUAGUGAAAUUUUGGCUCCAUCGGAGAUGAUGGAAAGGUUAAAAUCUUUUCAAGGCCAGCUUCAGUCAGAGUUUGGCAUUCUUGAUCGAAUUGUCUAUAAAAACAAGAAUCAGCACAGAAGAUGCUCAUACUUUCAGCACCUCUCAAAGGUGAGAAGAGACUUGAGGCUUCUGAAAUCAGCGAAUCUGGAUGAGAUACUCACUUCCUCCUUUGACAUUAUCCAUGGAAAGAGGCCCAAGCAAAAGCUUCACCUCCUGGAAAGUAUGAAGAGAAGAAGAACAGAUGGCAAGAAGCAAACCUUCUUAGACCGGCUCCUCGGCACAGCUCAUCUAUUGUCACAAAUGGUUGAACCAAUGCUGAAGGCAGCAACACAGGUAUCGGUUCUUCUCGCCCAAUCAUUCUUCAUGGGGUUUUCAUUAACUGUCUUGGCCUUGCUGGCUCGAAUCAGAGUCCUCGUUCAACAAAUGCUUCUAGAUGUUGUUUGUGUGUUUAAUUGUGUGUCAUCCAUGUCUCCAAAGAAGCAAUCUGUUAAACUGAACACCGAAGGAUUUGAGGUUUUUAAAGAAUAUUAUCCUGCCAAGGGGCACACUAUUUCCCUAGAAUGUGUAUGGGAAACAGAUAAGUACAAGUUAGUUGAGCGAAAAGGUGAAAGCAAAGAUGAAAUGAAAGAAGACGAAUGCAUGAAACCGCCGAAAAUCCAGUACCAAAGCAUUGAGAUGUUUCUAGGAGAUGAUGAAGUUUCUGUAGAUGGAUCGUCCAUGUUGAAGAACAAAGAGGAUACGAAUUCUUUGUCGCAAAUUCUCAAUGAUGAUGUGGCAUCUCCCGGGAAGAGUAAAGUCUCUCCAGAAAGUGGAUUGUCAUUCCAAUUGAGGCAUAAAUCUGAAGCGAAGCGGAGUGUUGCAUUUGUGCCUGUAAAGAGGCCUUCUCCAUCUUCUUCAUUGCCUGCAUCUGCGAAUGAACCAGGGCUUUCAUUUCAAGUAAUGCAAAAUGGUGAUCGUUUAACUAGAGAAGAAGAAGAAGAUCCUUUUUUCAGUUUACUCACUGGAGGAAACAAGAACAGUGCUUUGUUCUAAUCAUCAUCCGCAUCAGAACCUAGCAAAUUCGUGGCGUGUUUAUAGGAUUAUUGUUUGGUUUAUCUGUCCAAAAAAGGAACUGAUGUUGAAAAUUGCAGAUGAAUAUCUGUUUUGUCCGUAUAUUCACCAGAGGUAAGAACAGAGUUACAUUUUUAUUAAUCUUUUGGUUAAAAGAUUACUCUAUGAGAGACUAUGGGUUGACUUACAAUGUUGAGAGUAUAUAGUUAAAAUUUAGAUUAUAACUUAGAUACGAUGAUUUAAUUUGUUUUUAUUUGACUCAAUACACUGUAAGAACAUGG